Messenger RNA from Centropristis striata (black sea bass), 3928 nucleotides. RefSeq names its product arkadia (RNF111) C-terminal like ring finger ubiquitin ligase 2Cb (gene ark2cb). Lineage: Eukaryota; Metazoa; Chordata; Actinopteri; Perciformes; Serranidae. The record is from RefSeq and is a predicted model, not a curated record. Gene Ontology annotation, molecular function: ubiquitin protein ligase activity; zinc ion binding. The transcript has 8 exons. Bases 311 to 1390 code for a protein of 359 amino acids.
UACUGUGUAUGGUUUUCACCCAUUCAUCAAUAGAAGCUGUUUAAAAAUAUUUUUAACAAGAUUAAUUGACAAGGCUGGAUUAAUUAACCUAGAGAUACGUCUCGUGUCGGUACGUAGCGCCGCAACAUCGCCCUCUGUUGCCCCGGAGAUGGAACGACAUGUCUCCUUUUGUCAGCGACAGCCAGCCAGUCACACAGUCGUUCCGUCGGGUUUGUCUGUGGUGCUAGCCGCCUGAAUGUAGAUCCGCAUGGGCUACUACUACUCUUUCUCUCCAAAUAACCCAGCGGAAUCAUAAGAUAAGGAUCCCAGGAUGGUCUUAGUGCAUGUCGGAUAUCUGGUUCUUCCUGUAUUCGGCUCAGUAAGAAACAGAGGAUCCCAUUUCAACCGGCAACAGCAACAGCAGCAGCAGCAGCAGCACAGCCAUGCUACCUCUUGCCGGCACUUCCAGUUAGGUCCUCAGGCCCCGCUGCCCAUGGACUUCCCCAUGCCCCACCCAGGGCAGCCACAGUCAGGCAUUAACCCCCACCUGGCCCCUCCCGGCCACCAGCAUGGCCCUCCGCUCCACCCGCCCCUCAACCCCCUGCCCGCUCCCCAGUUCCAGGACAUCCCUGCCCCUCCCUUCCUACCUCAGGCAUUACACCAGCAAUACCUCCUCCAGCAGCAGAUCCUCGAGGCACAGCACCGACACAUCCUGCCACCCUCCAGUAGACGCACCCCAGAGAGAGUUCCACACCAGCCCCACAGACUGCGGCCCGGCUAUGAGUUUGCCCCCCCUCUUCAUGUCCCUCCUCAGCCUGUGGUGCAGCAGCCCCGCUACCUGGCUGAGGGCACAGACUGGGAUCUAAGCGUAGAUGCUGGGCUGCCCCCCCACCAGUAUCACAUCCAUCCGCUGCCGCAGCACUAUCAGCACUACUUGACCUCUCCUAGGAUGCACCACUUCCCUAGAAACAAUGCCUCAACACAAGUGGUUGUCCAUGAGAUCAGAAACUACCCAUAUCCCCAGCUGCACUUGCUGGCUCUGCAGAGUCUCAACCCCUCCCGCCACGCGUCUGCUGUUAGAGAGAGCUACGAGGAGCUCCUGCAGCUGGAGGACAGGCUGGGCAGUGUAAACCGUGGAGCGGUCCAAACCACCAUAGAGAGAUUCACCUUCCCCCAUAAGUACAAAAAGAGAAUACCCCAGGACCUGAAGAUGUGUCUGGAUGAUGAGGAGCUGGACACCGAUGAGAAGUGCACCAUCUGUCUGUCGAUGCUGGAGGAUGGAGAGGAUGUCAGGAGAUUACCCUGCAUGCACCUCUUCCACCAGGCGUGUGUGGACCAGUGGCUGGCCACCAGCAGAAAGUGCCCCAUCUGCAGAGUGGACAUUGAGACCCAACUGACCCCCGACAGUUGAUAGCUCCUGUCGACUCCUGCAGCUUUGGAUCUGGUCUUGUUAAUUCUCCAUUGCCUCCCCUCUGAGGGGGAAGCUCUGCCAAACACCCCUCUCUUCCCCCUCUGCAUCACUCAACGAGCCUGCCUUCUGAGACAGCUGUGACAGAGGGAUCAACAAAGCACACUCACCUACAACACAACGAGGGACGGGGGUUGAUGCAUAGACAGGUGGCUGGACUGAAGGUUGGUUUGAAUGGACUUGCUGGAUGUAAAAGGAAGGAGCGGACACGUGUGGACAGAUGUGCUGAGGCUUCACACACAGAUUCUGUCAGAUUGUGUACCCUGUGUACAUUUCUCCAUACAGCCAUGAAGAGAGGACACCACCAACCUCCCCAGCUCAGUGUGGCGUAUUAAGGCCAUUUCUCUGCCACUACAUCUAAACCCUUUCCCCCCAGGCCUGUGAAAAAAUCCUUUAAGCUGCACUCUGCCCAAGCCCUCAGCACAUCUGUACAGAACAUUAUCAAAAUGAUUAGCAUGAGGUUGUUUGGUGUGAACUCUCGUAGCUGAACGCUUGUGGUGUAAUGGAGUAUAGUACAGAAUAAGUAUUUACAGAGUAACAGUGUUGUGUAGCAAGCAAAAGCCUUUUGAGAAAUAUGUUUGUGAAAAAUAAAACCUACAGAGAGGGUGAAAGCGGCUCAAAUAAGAGAGCACGUUAAUUAAUCAUAGAUGAGGAAAGAGCUAGUUGUGUAAAAAGGCCAAAAAUCCCUCUUUCCUGUCUAACGUGGUUUUGGAUUUACAGUUAGUAGAUGCCAUCAGAGUUGAUGCAAAACCCGCUAACUGCAGGCAUGGCUUCCAGUGAUCUGUGUAGUGUCGUAGUGGGGCCUCUAUUAUCUAGAGCAGAGGCCUCAGAUGUGCAUGCUGUAUGGCAGGCUUGGGCUGUGUCGUUAAUAUUGUGGAGCAGUAGAAACAGGGACUGUGUGUCUGUGCAUGUGAACCGUAUACUAUGACUCUGAUGAUCCCACUCAUUCAUAGAGGAGGACAAGAAUGCACCUAAUCCCCCACCCCCCUACACCCUCCCCUCACUCAUCCCGAGUAGACCAAAGUUGCCCUUAGACACUGAUCUCAGACCAAUGUAGCAUUUCUCUCCUGAUGCUAAGGAUUCAAAGAGCUGCUAGUAGAUCUGUGUCUAACUGCAACUCCUCUCUGUUGUUGCCUCGCUCAUGGCAUGAUCACAUGACAUGAGAGGCUGGCAUGGGCUUGAGGAUGCAGUGCCUGAGGUCUUGCCAUCAGAGUGAAUAAAAUCUGACAUUUGUAUUACCUAUUACCAGAACCUUAUUGCCUAUCAAACAAGCACAUGUGAUUUCUAUAUACAGUGAAUCGCCUCUGUUGUGUAUCGGCUCCUAUUCAUUUCAAUCUGAGUUGCUCCCACUGUUAUGGUAAAAAGACUGUGUCUGGUGUUACAGGGAAAAUACAAACUAGUUUGCCUGUGAUAUGUGCUAGAAUGUGUAUGAUUGUCCCCACCCCCUCUCCCUCAUGGUAGUAGUGUAUGGUAUUGCUAGAACAACUGUGAUACGUUCAGUGAUAAAAGCCGUUUUCUCUAUAUCAUGCAUGAACCAUGUCGGCGUAGUUCACUUGAAGGAGGGUGAAAGGGAGAAAAAGCCAUCCAUUUGAAAAAUACCAAACAAUUGUUCUUAACAUUAAUUUUAUUUUUAAUUGUCUUUUUCUGCCAUUUUCUUUUUAUUCUUACUUGUUUUUUUUGUUUGUUUUUUUGCUCACAUGCCAAUUUGGACAUGGUACUAAUAUGCCCAGUCCGUGUCCAUUUUAACCAUAGUGAAGAAAAAGCUGCAAUGCUGCAAAAACAUAUUUAUUGUUGUUAUAAUGUAGCUUGUGUUUUGUAAAUGCACUAUAAUAUGGAGUUGCCUGUUUUUUUGGUUUGGUGGUGUGGGUUCUUCUUGUCCUAGAUUUUGUGUUUCAAUUCAGUUACAAGUAUUUUCAUGCUUCCUUGUGUAUUAUUGGAGGGUAACUUGACUGUUUGUGUUGCGUUUUUUUUUUCUUUUUGUAUGAAACCUCCAUCCAAAAAACUACAGAUGGAUGAAAAUGGAGGUUUUGCUAGUUCACAUAGAAUGCUGUGAUUAAAGAUGCCUUAAGUAUUUAACAAUCAUUAUUUAUUACUAACUGUAGCUAGCUAGCUAUCGUGGUGGAAUAUUUAAUGUCUCUAUCUCAUAACUUUGCAAUUUAAUCAAUAUAUUUAUUUAAAAUAACACAAAAUAUUAAAAAAAAGAAUACCUCAUUAUGCAUUGGUCGGUGGGGAUGCUUUUGCAUGCCGUCUGUGUUUUCUUUUUCAAAGGAGAAAAAAAGAAACCUGUUGAAAAACUGACUUGGAGGGGGUGUUUCCCAACACAUUUUCUAGCCAGCAUGGUGCUGUUGAUCUGGAUUACAUUCCAUUCAUGUCACCUCUCUUGAUUUUAAUAUUCAAUCUUACCAUUUUUUUUUAAACAUCACCCCUGCUUUGAUCUGAAGCAGGUGACGGGGUAUGGCCCCUUUUUGUCUUAGUAUGACU